This is a messenger RNA of Penicillium subrubescens, 1443 nucleotides long. Its product is annotated as Protein kinase domain-containing protein. The record is from RefSeq and is a predicted model, not a curated record. The coding region runs from base 1 to 1443 and encodes 480 amino acids. Gene Ontology annotation, biological process: peptidyl-serine phosphorylation; autophagy. NCBI's taxonomy places the organism in Eukaryota, Fungi, Ascomycota, Eurotiomycetes, Eurotiales, Aspergillaceae. The transcript is spliced from 4 exons. Gene Ontology annotation, cellular component: cytoplasm. Gene Ontology annotation, molecular function: ATP binding; protein serine/threonine kinase activity.
AUGAAUUGGAACUGGAAUAUGAGAUACUGGACCCCCGAGUACUGGAAAGGUGCCUUUUGCUUCACAGCCCGAGAUCUUGUGAACCCUCAGAGUGAGCUAGCUCAAAGAUAUCCCCAUCUCUAUCAGGUGUUUCGACAUCGUCUGGAGUCUGCUUAUGCUGCUCGGGACAAUAGACCGGUCUCGUUGUGCUCUCAUACAAGGCUCCCUCAUGGCUAUAAGGGUUUUCGGAGUGACACUGACAGUUUCCAGAAGAAGAAUGAAUUGUUUGGUUUCUGCGACUCUUCCGAACGAGGCAAGAAUGCCGCACGCAAUCGCAUGAAUAACAUGUGUAGCGAGAUUACCGAUCAAAUGGAUGUGUAUGGCACGGCUGGCCAAGGAAGUUUCGGUUCUGUAUUUCUUGCCCGCGAGCGAAGCGACAGCAACAACCAGAAUAACCCCGAAAAUCUCAAACACUAUGCCGUCAAAGUCCAGCAGCACAAUACCUUGCUUGGUGCUGAGAAUACAGGCCAUCGGGGUCCUCCCAAUGGACCAGUACCAGACAACCGAAAGUCCCUUCGAUAUGUUCCCGAAGAGGCGUUGAUCAUGCUGUUUCUUACAGACAGUGACAGAUUUCCCACCCUGGACGCAGUCUAUACUCAUGACCGCUACCAAGCCAUCGUCAUGUCUCCCUGUAUCGACUACAACACUGAACGACAACCGUCACCACCGAAGGAUCACUCCCGUCGAUUCCCCGCGCUUACAGCGAGAUACUUGCUAACCAAGGAUCAUAAACCUUUGCUUAACCCGACUGAGGGAGGCAAAGUUGCAACACAGCUUUUCCAGGCUAUGAGACAGUUGGCUGAUAUGAAUGCCUGGCAUAAUGACAUCUCAGUCAACAACAUCCUGGUGGAUGAGAAUUUGAAUGCUCAAAUGAUCGACCUCGGAGACUUUGGUUUCGCCUUGGAAGAGCGAGACUUUUUCGAGCGCCACUACAUGUACGUCCCUUUCCAGGAGUAUCAAUUAUCCCCCGAGUUGGCACAGUAUAUUUCCAACCAGGUGGGUAGCGCUGUUAAUUUCGAGGUCCCUCAUGAUGCCCGCCAGGAGAGCAUGUGGAAAUUUGCUACUAUGAUCUACGGCAUCCUCCACGGCUUCUGGCCCUGGAAUGAGGCCCCGAAAGAUGGAGGUCGUCAUCCAGAUUUGCUGAAUCAUCGAGUAUACACCGAUCCCCGGCACCUUCUGGAUCGGCGUCAUCGUAUUCUCAAUGCUCCUUUGCCCAUUGAUGAGAAUCUGCCUCAAGACUGUAAGGAUGUGCUACAAGCUUUGUUCAGUAAGAAUCCAGAGGAUCGACCCACACUCGCUGAGUUGGAGGGUUAUCCUUGGUUUUCGCAAUGGGCACGAGAGACUCAAUACUUUGAGCGGCCAUUCUCGAGAGAUUUCCAGAAAGUAGCUGUUCAGCUCAAGUAA